Brassica rapa (field mustard) is the source of this 11328-nucleotide messenger RNA. RefSeq lists its product as uncharacterized. The record is from RefSeq and is a predicted model, not a curated record. NCBI's taxonomy places the organism in Eukaryota, Viridiplantae, Streptophyta, Magnoliopsida, Brassicales, Brassicaceae.
AUAUUCGAUCACUUGUCGUUGGCUCUCGCAGAGAUCCGGGACCUCUGGGAAAUUAGGGUUUUCCUAGUUUCCUUAUUUAAACGGAAAUCGACAGUGCGAAUUUCGGUUCCCACACUACACACUCGUGUCGCAGCUACCCUACUCUGGGUUACCGCACGACCAUCCUAUGGACCAUCUGGAGAGGUUCGAGGAUCUUAUUGCUUCUAUUCAUAUGGAUGGAGUCCUUGAGGACUACCUAUUGUGUAAGCUCUUCAAGUAUACUCUGACUGGAGAAGCGAUGCACUGGCUUAAGCAGCUACCCACAGGAUCUCUAAAAUCCUGGGCCGACAUCAAAAAUGCUUUCUUGCGAAACUUCUUUGAUGAGGGUAGCUGCAUUCGCGCUGAAGAAUUGAGGAGCAAAAUUGCUACAUUUGCACAGGAGACUGGAGAGUCUUCCAAAGAUGCGUGGAUCAGAUUCAAGUUCUUCCAGCGAGACUGUCCACACCACGAAUUCAAUGAAGUGCCACUACUGAGCACUUUCUUCAGAGGUAUCGCCUUGAGGUAUCAGAUGGCUCCUUAUACAGCUAGCGAGGAAAACUUCAACACCAGGAAUCUGGUGGAAGCUAUGAGACUGAUAGAAAAUUUAGUAAACAGCAGCAGCACCAAGAACACUUACUUUGAGAGGAAGAAGUCUGUUGCAUCCCUUGGAAAGGAACAGAUGGACGAAGUUAGAGCAAAGUUAGAUGUGGUUCAUGAGCCUCUUAGGAAGCAGGUCUGCUCAGCUGAAGGAGAAGUAGUUUUAGACAUGGAAGGAGAAGAAGAUGUGAACUACAUUGGAGGUACUGGAUUUCUAAGGUCUGAAAACUAGGGUGGAAAAAUAAACUUCUAUGGCAAUGGUCAGAGGAGUAACCAGAGUUCACAGUUCCAGAAACCUUUCAGCAACAACAGCAGAGGCUAUGGAAACUCAUACUACCAGAAUCCACCAUCAUAGACUCAGGAAAGCAAGACUGAAGCAAUGCUUGACAGAGUUCUGGAAGGACAGCAACAACUCACUGUGGAUUUCAAUGGGAAGAUAGAUUUUGCCUACAACAGUCUGAACACAAGAAUUCAGACCUUAGGAACUCUAGUGGGGAAGCUUGAAAUGCAAGUAGCUCAGACUGGAGAAACUGUAAAGAGGCAAGAAGCCUUGGCUAGAGAGGUAGGAGUUGAGAAAGCAAAACACCACGUGAAUGCCAUCCUAGAUGAUGAUUUCUGCAAGUGGUGAAGCAUGAGAAGCUUGGAGAAGGAGAUUUCGAAGUUGAAAGCUCCAUGAGUUUCGGCGGAUCUCAAUGGUGUCGACCGAUGUCAAUGGACGCACAUCGAUCGACAGACCAUGACGAAGAUCGAUCGAUAGAUUACUCUAGACAUCGAUCGACGUCAUCUGCUGAAUCGAUUGCGGAGUGUAGUGCAGUUCGAAUCAUGACUCAUGAGGAAUUCGCAGAAAAACAUCCUUACCCACCCUCCCCUUUCUACGUCAAAAUGGAUCAACCGCAUGAGCCAGCCGUCGAUCGACAAAGAGAGACCGACAUCGAUCGACCCCCCUCACCUCCCAUUGAUCGACGGGAACCUCUCACCUACCGAGUAUGAUUACCAUCAAUUGAUAGUAACCAAAUCAACGCACUCAAACCACCUCCUAAACCUUUAGCAAACCCACCAGAACCUACAACCAACCCUUCAGACACUACACCAGAGCCUAUGCAAGUUGAUGAGGCAACUGAGGGAAGAGUGUUAAGGAAAAGAAAGGAGAAGAUUCCUAAGAACCUUAAGAGGAAAGCUAAUGAGAAGGAGAUGGAUGGUUUCACUAAGAGAGUCCUCAAAAUCCAAGUGGAGAAACAAUUUGAUGAAGUUCAUUACACACACCGACUGUGGAUGUUCUUCAGGGAGACUAAGGAAACUGAGGAGGAUAUUAGGAGAAUGUUUCACCAUGUCAGGGAAAGGAUGAAACUAAGGAUCAUAUUGAAGAACAAGAGUGAUCCUGGGAAGUUUGUAAUACCAUGUCUGGUAAAGGGUAUUGAAUUUCCCCAUCCACUUUGUGACACAGGAGCAUCAGUCAGUAUUCUACCUAAGGUUAUGGCAGACCAGCUGGGUCUGAAAAUAGAGCUCUCAUCAGAAUCUUUCACCUUCGUGGAUCUUUCAGAAAGGAGCUCAGAAGGCAUCAUAAGAGACCUUGAGGUACAUAUUGGUAAUGCCCGUGUCCCAGUAGAUUUUCAUGUUCUGGACAUCAAGCUUAACUGGAACUCUUCACUUUUGCUUGGAAGAGCUUUCCUAGCUACAGUAGGAGCUGUAUGUGACAUGAACACCAACAGAUUGUGUCUGACACUGAUAGAUCCAGACGUCCACUGUGCCCUAGUUUGAGUUGUGAGACAACAGUUCAACCUCGUGGAGCUUGGAAAUGAUCUUGGCUACAUUGCAGAGUACGAAACCGAGUACUCGGAAUCGAUCGAUACACAAACUAUCACAUUGAUCGAUACCAAUGAGUCACCGAGGACCGAUGAACACUAUUACACGUCACUCGACGGGAAGCAACCAGUACACCACUCCACAUCACCAGAUCAGUAUUAUCCAGACUUUUCCUUUCAACAACCCAACAAGAACGGACGAGAUGACUAUUCCAUAGGCAGUUGGGCAUAUAGUGGAUUCCAUGAAAGUUUUGCAGUGGAGACUGUGAUUCUUUCAUCUAAUGAGGAUCCUACUGAGGAGUCUGAUGAGGAUUACUGGAAGGAAAGAGCUAAAGAGAUUGCUAUGCAGGAUGAAAGAUAUUCAACCCAUUCCUUCAACAACACGCCUCCACCAUCAAUCGACAGCAUCUACUCAGCAUCGGUUGAUUCCCAUCCUCAUCCAGCAAAACGAUCUUCUGCAUCGAUCGACAACACACCUGGUACAUCGAUCGAUAUUAAAGCCGCCGCCUUAGAAAAGGAAAAAGGGAAUAUUCUAAUUCCAAGUAGGUUUACCAAUACCUAUAUAAGGAGUUUUGCACCCUAGAUUACUUCUCACGAAACAGAAAAGAUGAAUGCUCCCACAAACCAAUCAGAAGGAACAUCCAGGAAGAGAAUUCGAUCAAAAAACCCUAAUUCAGCAGACAAACGUCUACCAUUGAUCGAUACACCAGUAUCAUCAUCGAUCAAUUCUCAUUCUAAACCUAAACUUUCUUUAUCUACUAAGAAGAAUAUUUGUAUUGAUUACGACUUUCUAUUGUCUGAUGAAUUUGGUAUUUUCAGGGACCAAGAUGGCCAUGCAAGAGCUAUGGAUGGAAGGAUUCUACAAGUAUCCAGAGAGGACAUAGCAGAUAUUCUUCAGUUGGCCAAUGGAGCAAACAACUUGUUUACGCAGCAACACAGCAUUCCAGAAAACAAUCCAGCUGUUCCAGACAAAUAUCCAAGGGCCACCACAACAGGAAUUGGUUCACACCAAUCGUGCACACCUGUUGGCCAAGCAUCGAUCGACAAGGUUGCUUCUCCAUCGUUCGACAUGGUAACACCAACGUCGAUCGAUAUGGCACCUUCACCAUCGAUCGAUAGACGUUACGAAUGUGGACCCAGAAAAUUCAGAUGGGAACAGAAUGACGAAUAUGUUGUCUACAGAGAUGAGUCUGGACAUGCAAGAAGCGUAGCUGGUGAGAUGAUUCCUGUCACCAAGGACAACAUCAGAAAAAUUCUGGAGAGAACAUCCCUAUUUGCAGAGAGUCACAUAUGUCUUCCAGAACAUGUCACUUCCUUCACACCUACAAGACUGGCACCAGAGAGCUACACCAAGGAUGAGAUCAAUGAGAUGGUGACUGGUAUUUGUGGAGCUCAGGAAAAGCUAGGAGUUGAACUCAAGACAUUGGUAGAUGACACCUAUCAACCUUUGGACAGAGGUUACAAUGACCUUUUCAGAAGUAUGGCAGAGAUGGGGACAGAGAUUGAGAGUAUGCAGCACAACCUUGAGAAGGAAGCUACGACAUCACCAUCGAUCGACGCCAACAAAGCAACAUCGAUCGACGUCAAGCCACAUACAUCCCAGAUUCCGAAAGUUUGGCAGAGAAGAAAUAUGAAUGGGAGAUCGCAUACAUCAACACGAGGAUUAACGACGUAUACAACCCUCUCAACAACAACAUGGACUGGUUCAGCACGAAAAUUGAUCUGCUACAGCAAGAUUUGGAUACCAUUUGCAUGAAUAAUCCACAACCAGCCACAUCGAUCGAUAUCUUCAACAUCACAUCGAUCGACACAAGGUUUGCAGCCAUUGAGGAUAGGUUAAAAUCUUAUGAGGAUAUGCAUGACCGUUUCACCUCACCUAUCAUGCGCUACUUGAACACCUUGUCUACACAUAUGAUGAAUGUCCAGAAGGACAAUGGUAAGCUUAAUGAUCAACAUGAUUUUCAGGAAGAAGGUUCAACAAUGAUCGAUAGGUUCCGCAGAACAUCGCUCGACGGCAAGAAACCUACAGCACAUCUUCCCUACAAAGCUUUACACAACUAUAGAUACCUUGGAGGAACGACUUGAGAAGCGAUGUGAUGACAUCUAUUUUCCAUUCGACGUCAAACUCGGUGGACUAGAUAGCCAAGCAGAAUGGCUACAAAAAGAAGUCAAAACCAUUCAGAAGCAACUCGCAUCUCAACACCAAAUAUCAGCAUUGAUCGAUAGAGAACACUCCAAAUCGAUCGUUAGUGCUACACCAGCAACGAUCGAUAGAUACUUGGUCGCAUCGACCGACACCACGUCUACACCAGACGACGUGCAGCUGAUACCGAACAGCAUGGAGUCAAUGCAGGAGCAAUUGAACGAGCUAUCAGAAUACGCCUACAGCAAGAUAGGAUGGUACCAGUUCAGCAUUGAAGACAUUCUAGAAAGGCUACAGAACAUCUCAAAUGCAGUACAAAAGAUGGAUGAGAGAUGGACCAGAAAUGAUGAGGCCACAAGAAGUUUCAUUGCAGCUUGGUUGAGAAUGUGCAGAGAUGAUGUGGAUGCUUGUUUCCCAACAAGUAGCUGUUUAUCCACCAACUAGCCACAUACCUUCCAAAGUCAAGCUAAAUGACUAUAACAAAGCGCUGAGUGGGAGGAAACCCACUAUUAUUUAUUAGGUUUUCUUAGUUAUUAGUAUUUAUGUUUGUUUUUAUUCUUUCAGAUUUAUUGCAAGACUCAAGUAGGAUGAUUACCAACAUAUCGACCGUGGAGGAGACGUCGACAUCGAUCGACAUACACACACACACAUGACGAUCGAUGCAUACCUAUGCACAUCAAUCGUUUGCACUCCGGUCAGGUUUAUCUUCCUUACUUGUUAAAUUUGUACUUAUGAUUUAUUUCCACCAUAUAUCCAACUGUGUUACACUGGGAGAGAGUAAUUUAAGUCAGGGGGGAGGUUUACUGAUAUAGUUUAUUCUGAUUCUUAUAAAAAAGAUUUUAAUAAAUAAUGCUUACCUAUAUGAAAGAGACUAUGAUCUUAUUAAUUGAAUAUCUAACAACUCUUUAGCACCAUUCUAGAUUUACUGAUUCCAGAUAGUACUAAGAUGCUAAAGUGGAUCAACCUGUCAACUAUACACACUUGCCUUGAUUGUUUGAAGGAACCAAAGCUGACCUCCAACACUAAACCUGACACAAACGCUUGUCUUGGGGCUUGGUAUACAUGGGAUCGGAUUCUUCGGACAAGUCUGGAACGUAAAGCUUUAUGUAGAUUUAUUUAUCACAAUUUUCUCUCUCUAUUUCGACCCUAGAGUAGUUAGUUUAUUUUUUUAAAAAAUCCGAAAAUUAUUUUUUAAAUAGGACUUAGGAUUUAGUGAGGAGGAAUCUGAACAGGACUUGGUGGCUAAAACCAUUAAGGCUUGCUUCAUAAAGAUUCCAAAUAAUAAAUUCGAACGAGACUUGGAGGCGGCAAUCUUCAAGGCUCGCUUCACAAAGAAUUCUUGGAUAUAAGUCAAAAAGAAGUGAACAGGGCUUGGUGGCAACCACCAUUAAGAUUUGAUUCAUGGAAGCCUGUCCAAUCUUGGUCACUGAUCCUGCAAUGGAAGCAGACUUUGACUCAAGAGAGAAAUUAGAGAGAGAGAGAAAUUAGGAACUAACUUUUACCUGUAGUUCCAAAUACUUGCCUGAAAUCCUUGCAUCCUGUGAUCGAUACUCCCAAGGCAAAGCAUGCACUUUUAUAAUUAUGCUAAGAAAUGACGUUAGUAGAGGGGAAUAUCAGACAGGAUUUGCUAAGUUGUUGACUAGUUGAAUUUGGUUGAUAAGCUAGGAUAUUGCAUAAUGUGCUUUUGUGAUUAUGACUUUUUAGAUGUGGUUUGUGAAAUUGUAGAGGUGAUGAUUUCUAUGUUUUAUAUCUAUAAGUCCCUGCUGUUUUCAAACUUCUUUCAGAGAGACUGCAUGUUUGUUUUGCUUAAGGACAACCAAAAGGAUAAGUCUGGGGGAGUUGAUAUACCCUGGAUUUGACCCAUGGUAUAUAUUCUAUCCUAUUAGGUAUGUUUUUAGGUUCAGAAGUAUCUUGAAGUAAAGUGAUGAUUAUGGAACUUUUAGGAGCUUAAAAGAGAUUUCAUCCGAGCUAACCAUAAGAGGUCGAUACAAAGAAGAAACAAUCGAUCGAUGCACAUCCAGUGACGUCGAUUGAUACAGAAGAGAAGCCUCGACGAUUGAAGAUUAUGAUCGAUCAAUGUACAUCCUGUACCAUCGAUCGAUGUCGAGACGCGAAAGCACGACUUGGUUCCAACCGACUUUAAACCCAAGACUUCACCAAAUUGCAAGAUUACCCUGACGAGAUUUUAACCUAAUAGUUAUAUACUUGCGUAAGUGUUAGGAGGCAAGAGAGCUUUUGGCCACCUUUGUAUUCUUAUUUUCAGCAGAGAGUUUUAGGAGAGAAGAUCAUAUAGAGAUUUGUGAUUGGAACUCCAUUGAUUCAUCUAUUCUAUUCUAUGUAGUUUUUAUUUAUAUUUUGUGUCAUGAAUUUCUUAGCUAUGUCUGAGUAGUUUACCUGUUAGAUUCAGGGUUCAAAUAGGUUAGAGGGAUUAGCCCCAACUAUAGAUUGCUAAGUUGUGGUAUUCCUUGAUUGAUUGUUCUUAACGCUUGUUCUAGAUUAGCUAACUAGAAUAUUGAACCUAGGAAUCUGCAUGAGUCAAGCAUCCUUGGCCAUCCAGUCCUGAAACUAAUCUGUCAUGCUAGGACUGCUAGAAAAAGGCUACCGCUGAACUAGACAGCUAGUGAGCAUUAUCGACUUGCGACUAGGGCUUAACUAGAAGCAUCGAUCGAUCGAUAUUAUCUUCUGACAAUCGAUAGUUGUGAAAGGUGUAUCGAUCGAUAUCCUUAUAGGACCAUCGAUCGACACUUUCUUGUGAUCAACAAACGACAGUUGAGAUCCAAGAUCUAGUUAGUUAACCAGUGAGACAUUGCCAUCGCUGAUCACUGUGUUUAAGGGGUUGAGCUCUAAUAGAUCAUGAAUGCAACUGAUAGGCAUCUAUAGGAUUAUAAUCUUCAACACCUGAAUAGAAACCCUGCAUCUAGUACCUUUCCAAUAAGUUACACCCCAAUCAUCUUGUUAGUCGAGCAAUAGACUUACUCAAUUAGGAUUGAUAUUUACAUUUAAACCAUAAAACAACAAACACUUAGAAUUAAUAAUUUACUAGAUUUAAUAGAUUUCCUAGCUUCUUGUGGAUUCGGUCCCUAAGUACUACAAUUGAACAUCUUAUUUGAGAGAGUAAUUUACUCCUUAGGGUAAUUUGAGUGGUAUCAGAUAUGCGCAUGUCUGGCUUCGAGAUCACCAUUUCUGAAGUCAAGGAAGACAUUGCUGGAGUCAAGGAAUAUUUCAAUGCUUUGAAGACAGAGAUCAAUGCUUUCAAGACUGAAGUCACAGGGGGGAUAUCAGCAAGCCAAGCAACUCUCAACAUUAUUCUGCAAACUCUCCAAUCUCAAGCUUCCACUCCUGCCUCAACUGCACAACCAUUCCAGCCUCAAGCUCAGUCACAACCUCAAGGUCAGCCCCAAGCUCCAGUUCAAUCUCAACAUCUGCCACAACCUCAAGCUCAGUCUACGGCUCCACUACAACAUCUCACGACCAAUAACCAUUCUGAUUUAGAUAGGUGGUCCCAAGACCUUGGUAUGUAAGGUUUGGUCAUUUCAUGUAUUAAACUACAAUAUUUUGUGUACUUUGUUUCCAGUUCAUGUAUCUUUUGAAUGUUUAAAACUGCAACAUUUAUGUAAUAUAUUUCUGUUUCAAUGAUAAUCUGGAUUUUAAUUCGCAUAUUGCAUUUUAUAUAUAUUUUAAAUUUGUUUUUUAUAAUUUUUUUUUUUUUUUAUAAUUGUUUAAACUAGCCACAAAAUUAUUCGUCACUAAAACGUAGCACGUGUCACGAAACAAAUCGUAGCAAAACCGUGCCUGUUGCUACAUUACAAUUCGUAUCAAACCGUAGCAAGUUGCUCAAAUCGUAGCAAAGCUUGCCCCAAGAAGUUUCGUAGCAAAGCGUGGCACUUUGCUACGACUUUUGAUACGCGCUCUUUUUGCUACGCUCGUAUACGUAUGUUUUACGUUUUGUAACCUUUCGUGGUUUCUCCUCCGUAUAGCCACGAAAUAUUGGUCAUACCCACAAAAAUUCACGUGGCUGUAGCGAUGUUUUUACUAGUGAUAAGUUAAGUUUUACCCAUGGAGAAGUUGAAAUUUAAUGCCCAUAACAGCCACAUCGCAUGAAAGAAAAAUUAGAUACAAAGGAUUGGAAAUCAAUAUUACCCAAAUCACUCGAUGAUCCUCAAGCUUCAGCUUUUGAACAAGAUUUAUGUUUCCGAUACACAAAUAUUAGAGCUAAACGGCUAAAACUAAGAUUUAUACACCACUCGUUGUAAUUUGUACUUUAAAGAUCAAUAAACACUAUGUUGAUCUCUUUUCCUGCAUAAUUUUACCCCAACAACCACUGCCUUCUUUCAUACACCUCAGCUUCAUAUAUUUACAGGCGGCAACCAUUAUAGAGAGGAGCUAUAACCGGAAGAGAAGUAAACAAAUAUUAUGAGAACUAAUUAUGUCCAAAUCAAUGUUAUAUUCUUAAUUCUGCUUUCAAAAUUGGCUACUACACAACUAACCCUAAAUUUUAUACGUGUUUUGCUAAAAUUUUGUGCUAAUAAAUGACAUAUGGUUUUGAAGCGAUUUUCAAAUCUGGUAUGGUUUCGUUUUAAAACAUUGAGUGGUUUGGCUUGAAAAGUUUCAUUUUGUGUAGUUCUUUAAAGAAACUCAAUCUUUGUGUGGGUGGAGCAAUACAUAAAUUUUGUGUGGUUGGAAGGUUAUGAAAUGAAACUUUUAGUGGAAACGUGAAUAGAUCAUCCAACUUAUUUUGUGUGUUUUAAGAAAGAUUAGAUGAAUUUGACUCAGCUCAUUGGAGAGAGAGAGAGAGAGAGAGAGAGAGAGAGAGAGAGAGAGAGAGAGAGAGAGAGAGAGAGAGAGAGAGAGAGAGAGAGAGAGAGAGAGAGAGAGAGAGAGAGAGAGAGAGAGAGAGAGAGAGAGAGAGAGAGACUACACUAUAUAUAUGUGUGUAAUUUUAAUUAUAUGUUAAAUUUAACUCAAGAAAAAAAUUAUUACAUCAGAUGCAACUUAGAGUGAGCAUUGAAAGCAUAUUAGUGAGUUUUCUCAAAAAAAAAUCUUCAGAAACUAGAAAGUUAUCUUCGGCUAAGUAAUCUCCCUAACCUCUAAUGUCGAGGAGGCCUGUUAAAAUUAUCCGUGACGGAACUGUACUACAUAAGUAUAUAUAUCUAUAUAUAUAGUACUUUAAGAAUAAGGAAUAGAUGUCAAAAAAAAAAGAAAAAAAAAUAAGGAAUGACAGAUUUUGCAUUGUGAUUUUUUCAAGUGAUUUUUUAUAUGUAACAUGUUAUUUUUCAAGUGAUUUUUUAAAGUUACAAAAAACAUGUUAUUUUUCUGUAUGAAAUCUAAUAUAGUAAUAAGUUCUUCAUUUAUGCAUGUCUAAUAUCAGUUUAGCGGUGAACAAAUAAUAAGAUCUACAUUAUUUUGUUUUCAUAAAAUUUUAUAUUAUACAUACUAGUUAUUUUAAUUUCUAAUUAUUAUUAAUAUUAUAAAUAAUGCAGUUAUUUAUAUGUUAAAUUGCACUAUAUAUAUGAGUGUAACUGUAAUUAUAUGUUAAAUUUAACUCAAGAAAAAAAUAUUUACAUCAGAUGCACCUUAGAGUGAGCAUUGAAAGCAUAUUAGUGAGUUUUCUCAAAAAAAAUCUUCAGAAACUAGAAAGUUAUCUUCAGCUAAGUAAUCUGCCUAACAUCUAAUGUAGAGGAGGCCUGUUAAAAUUAUCCGUGAUGGAACUGUACUAUAUAGUACUUUAAGAAUAAGGAAUGGAUGUCAGAAAAAAAAAGAAUAACGAAUGACAGAUUUUUCAUUGUGAUUUUUUAUAUGUAACAUGUUAUUUUUCAAGUGAUUUUUUAAAGUUACAAAAAAAACAUGUUAUUUUUCUAUAUGAAAUCUAAUUUAGUAAUAAGUUCUUCAUUUAUGCAAUGCCUAGAUUAUCAGUUUAGCGGUGUACAAAUAAUAAGAUCUACAUUAUUUUGUUUUCAUAAAAUUUUAUAACAUACAUACCAGUUAUUUUAAAUUCUAAUUAUUAAUAAUAUUAUAAAUAAUGCAAUAAUUUAUUUUAUUAAUAUUAUAAUUAUCUUUUUUUUUGACGUCAUAUUAUAAUUAUCUAAACAGUUUAGAAAGUAAUUAUUAAUGUUUUUUAAAGGAUAGCGUCUACCUAAACGGUCACCUAAAACCCUUAUAGAACAAUGAUAUAAAUAAUGUAUGUUCUACUUUUCUAUUAUGUUUGAAAUUUUAUAUUCACACCUAAUAUUGUAUCCAUUUACGAAAAUAUUAUCAACCGUACAAUAAAUCAUAUUUGGUAAGCGAAAAUAAUAAUAUUACUCAUAUUUUGCAUUAUAAUAUUCGAGAAGAUACGUAGCCGUAUUAUUGAACGAUAUAUUGUUAUUUUUCUUUUUAUUCCAACUUUUGAUGACUAUAAGAAGGGCCAUUUCCACUUGGUUUCUUCCUGCAUCAAACAAGUAACUCUUCAUUGUUCACCAAAUAUAUUGUACCUAGAGAGAGAAACAAGAUACUCUAUCUAGGAUCAUAUACAUACAUACCUAAAUAAAUACAUAAGUGUACGUAUAUCUCUCAAAUAAAGAGAAAAUGAAGGGAGGGGAAAAGCAAUGUGGGAAAGUUGAUAAACUGAAGCCAAUAAUAGCAAUCAUAUCACUCCAAUUCGGAUAUGCAGGCAUGUACAUCAUAACUAUGGUUUCCUUCAAGCAUGGUAUGAACCAUUGGGUCCUUGCUACCUACCGACAUGUCGUCGCUACAAUCGUCAUGGCUCCUUUUGCUCUCAUUCUCGAAAGG